This is a messenger RNA of Henningerozyma blattae CBS 6284, 2955 nucleotides long. RefSeq names its product Oaf3p (gene OAF3). Gene Ontology annotation, biological process: regulation of DNA-templated transcription. The record is from RefSeq and is a predicted model, not a curated record. The transcript has a single exon. Lineage: Eukaryota; Fungi; Ascomycota; Saccharomycetes; Saccharomycetales; Saccharomycetaceae. Gene Ontology annotation, molecular function: DNA-binding transcription factor activity, RNA polymerase II-specific; zinc ion binding. The coding region runs from base 1 to 2955 and encodes 984 amino acids.
AUGGAUACUCCAAUAUCAUUCCCACCUAUCAAACGACGCGCCCGAUUGACGGUUGUUUGUACGAAUUGCAAGAAACGCAAGAGUAAAUGUGAUCGAGCCAAACCAUGUAGUCAUUGUAUUCGAUUAGGAAUCGCCAAUGAAUGCACUUAUUUAAAUGCAGUGACACCAAGAAGAAAGCAUGGUGGUAAUGGUGGUGGAAAUGGCAACAAUAGCGGCGUGACUAAUAGUAAUAGUGGGAUCACGUUUGGCGGAACAGAAAUGAAUAAUUUCCUCAAGAUUAUACCGAAAGAAGAUUGUACAAUUGAUAAUGAAGUAGUUGGAAGUGGCGGUACAUUGGAUAUGGGGACAAUCAAUGAAGAACCUUUGCCACCUACCAAUUCAUAUAUUCCCCCACCUUUAAAUGAGACUCCCUUGAAUGAAACUCCGAUGAAUGAAGUUCCAGAGGUAUCAUAUAAGGCCACCGUUCGAAGUCCUAGUGUAUUUUCCAAUCAUCCAAUAACAUUCACCCCAAUGGAUUGCAGCAUGACGACUCUGGAAGAGAAUGUUGUGACAGAGAGUGUGUUACCCACAGCGAAUCAUCAUGAAGUCGAUGAAAUAAUUAACUUGAUCCCCAACAAGAGAUACGUUACGUUCAAGAGAUCUGCAAUCUCACUCGUUUCAUUAUUUAGCGACACUGCUAUUGAACAACGAGACAUCUAUUUGAAAUGUAUGAUUGCAUUUCGAAGCAUUGCAAUCAAAAUGACAACAAGCAAACUUAAACCCAGUGGCUUAGAAUACAACCAGAAUUGUCUACCGAAAUCGUUUGUUCCCUUGAGUGUGUUUGAUGCCGAUGGCGAUCCACUUUCACCAGAGACGUUUGUCAAACAACAGAAAUCCAUACAUAAGAAAUUAUUGGAUAAAUUUGGAGAAUAUCGUAAGAAUUCCAAUUUCAAGAUCAUAGAAGGUGUGAAAUUACCUGGAGUGCAUUUACCCAGCAAAUAUUUAUUUAUGAAUGAGAUAUUGCCUAUUUUCGAAAAACAUGUUUAUAAUAUGGUCCCAAUUUUCAACUUGCAUGCAUUACGUUGGGAUAUUGUUAAAUUCUAUGAAGGAUUGGAGAAAAAUGGUGGCGAGAUGAGCUUGAAACAAUUUGAUCAUCUUGUGUAUUGCGUGGUGUUGUUGAUUUGUAAAUUAUCACAACUAUCGAUUCAUUUUUGUAAAAGCAAUGAAGCCAAUGUCCAAUCGAGAAUCUUACAAUUGGAUUCGUCGAAAUAUAUUGCCAUUGUGAACCAUUAUCUCUCUGAUUUGAAAAUGUUACGGAAAUGUACGUUGAUUCAAUUACAAACGAUGAUCCUGUUGCGAUUCUAUUAUUGGUGUGCCCCAGAAGAUGGAGACGGGGCAGAGCUUCAACAAUCUCAAAUCCUGAUGGGGGCGAUCAUAGCGUCGUGCAGAGAGAUUGGUGCGUCAUGGGGGGUGUUGAUAGACCGUGAGAAUUAUUAUUUGAAAAUACAACAUCAAGUGAGACCACCGCUGAGUAUAAUGAACCAAGGAGAUUAUAUGCGGUUGUUUCAGAAAAUAUGGAGUUUCGUGCUAUUUUGGGACCGUAAGAUGUUUCUAAUCAACGGACAAGAAUGUGGAGUGGAGAAAUCGUUUGUCUACAACUAUGAACGGUAUGUUCGACAAGAUGAAGAGAAUAAUCGGGUGUCAUGGUAUGAAAAAAUGGUCAAUAUAGAUUUACUGAUGAUGAAGAUGAAUGAUUCGAUCCAUGACAUGCCAUCACGAGUGAAUGUGAGACAAGUGCAAGGGUAUUUGAAAAAACUGAAUUCGCAAUUCCAAUUCUUGUCUAUGAAAUGGAACCAUGAGACACAUUUGAACCUAGAGUUCCAAUUGAUGUUGGGAUUGUUCAACGUAUCGUUAUUACAUUGCCAAAUGGUCCAUUAUGAGACAAGUGUCCAUACCGUAUGCUAUUACGACUCAUCACAAAAACUAUGGGACGAACUUGUCUCGCUGUCAUCCCUAUGCUAUGAUUAUUUCUACGGGGAAGGGAAACGCUUCCUCAACCCGUACACCCGCUUCUACACUAACAAAAUCAUCGGCAUAGUCUCUGAUAAAGUAUGUGUUCUCUUGCCCACAUUCAUUCUCCGAUCGAAUCUGAUCAUGGAGCCGACGCGCCAAGAACAAGAAUAUUCCAGACGACAAGCAAUGAUCCAGUUCCUAUACAACGUGUCGUCCAUGUAUUUCAACGAACUGGGCUCCGACUAUUACCGCUGUUUCAAGAAAAUGUUUACAGCCAAGAUCAGCUACAAGAUCUUGAACCGGCCAAGUUCCCGCAACACAUGGGCCACCAUCUUGGAAUUUCUUGUAUAUGAGAUAGAGACCUCCGAUGAUAAAAUCAUAUACAAGAGCGAAGGUGCUCGCUUGAGUGUGAAACUACCUGAAAUAAGACAACUGGUUGAAGCAAUAGCAUCUCAUAGAGCAAGAGGAAAUGUUGCAGUCGAUCCAGUAUAUCUAUGGAAACAUGAACUUGUUAAGAGGGGAGAUGUAUUGGAUGAUUGUGUCAUAGAUAUCCAUGAACGCGAAUUGCAAGAGUUAUUUGCAGAACAGCCGCGCCACUUGCGGCACGGCAACAUGUUUUCGCGUUUCUACGAUUACACCAGUGGACAAUUGGCCAAAUCGAUCGAUGCGAUCGGCGUUGCCAGCGGAACGGCGGAGACACAGACAGAGGCGCAGACGCUGCCAACGGAGUCUGAAAUGCAGGGGCGAUUCCAGGCAGAAGCGGAAGCGGAGGCGGGCGUGCAGGCAGACGGGCAGACAGACGGGCAUACAGACGGGCAUACAGGCCAGGCAGAGUCCUCUUCGCAUGCUGUGCCUGGACAGGCUCAACAGGGUCAGCCUGCAAACCAACAGGCUUCUCCCUUUGACAGUCUGGAGCUGUUGCAGGAUAUGUUCGAGCCGUUGGACUUUCUGUCGUUUUUCUAG